Messenger RNA from Melampsora larici-populina 98AG31, 1266 nucleotides. RefSeq lists its product as uncharacterized. The record is from RefSeq and is a predicted model, not a curated record. NCBI's taxonomy places the organism in Eukaryota, Fungi, Basidiomycota, Pucciniomycetes, Pucciniales, Melampsoraceae. The transcript has 6 exons. The coding region runs from base 1 to 1266 and encodes 421 amino acids.
AUGUAUGUUUUAACCAAACAUGACGAUAGUCUAUCUCUUACAUCUCCUUCAUUAACUAAUUAUUUGGAAUCCAAGUUAACAAGAUCAACCAAGAUACUCAAGCGCGUGGACAGCGUGGCGGAAGGAUUAACCGAGACACUCAAUCGUGUGGACAACGUGGCGAGAGUCGCUGAUUGGGUGGUUUCUCUUCAAGGUGAUCGAAUUCGGCCAGAAAACCCUUUUGAUCAACAAGUUAUUCGGAUGAAGAUCAAGCCACAGACACAAGAGUCACAAGAGAGUCUGAUUAAAUUAACAGGUGAGGCCGAAUCAGUCUACCACACUGUCCACGGGAAAUCUGGUAAUACCUUCUUUGUAAUAUUCUUUAUUGUUCGCAAUUUAACUAAUCAACUUGUCUCACUCAAACGAUGUUGCACCAAAAACCCAAUACCCUCAACCCACAGAUUUCUUGUAGCAGGUCGGAUCUGUAAACCGUCGAUGGUUGAGUCCUUCCUGCUAACAUCUUCAUCUUUGUAUGAUCUUGUCGUGAUGUCUUCCAAUCAAUCCAACCUCUACAGCGACCCGCCGAUCGAUUCAUUGAGUUCUGCUAGAUCGCUUCGUAUCAUUCAUGACACUGAUGUCGUUGGUAUUCUCUCAAAAAAAGAGAUGCUCGUUAUCCAAUCUCUUGUCCGCAGGCAUGCUCGCGUCUUGAUGUGUCGCCAAACAAACGCUUCAGCCAUCCCACCUUCUCUUUCGGAAGCCGAGCUGCGUGGUUUUAAAGAGCGCUUUCCAGCCGGAGACCCACUUCCUCAUGGAACGUCUGUGGCUUUGAUCGAUGUUACGGACUUCUUCAAAACGGGUGUUUAUAUGAACGACAUAGGCUUCGUCGAGACUGAAGACGACUUGAAGAGAUGGGGUCUUCAACGCUUUUCUUUCGACUGGGAUGCCAACAUAGAAGACCGUGUCAACGCCUCACUUUGCGAACUAUUCUGGAUCUCUUUCUACCGUGCGAUCCAAUCCGAGUAUUAUAGAUUCACUAUCAACCCACAUGUCCUCAGCCGCGCAUACGUCUUGCCUGUGUUGUCGGCCCACUUCAGGCACCUCCGUUCGAUGUAUCAUACUCAAUGCAACAACCAAGAUGUGAUCAAUUAUCAUUUCAAGAUAGAAGAAAAACAAAACGUAUGUGGUAUCAAAAGCUUCAAUAACUACAUCAAGCAUUUUGCUGACUUUCAUCUCAACCUAGGCAUGGAAAGAUUACUCGGACUAUUUGAUCAAGUCGGGUGCUCCUGA